Messenger RNA from Hibiscus syriacus, 926 nucleotides. Its product is annotated as ADP-ribosylation factor 2-B. The record is from RefSeq and is a predicted model, not a curated record. Gene Ontology annotation, molecular function: GTP binding; GTPase activity. Bases 120 to 665 code for a protein of 181 amino acids. Gene Ontology annotation, biological process: intracellular protein transport; vesicle-mediated transport. The transcript is spliced from 7 exons. Gene Ontology annotation, cellular component: cytoplasm. NCBI's taxonomy places the organism in Eukaryota, Viridiplantae, Streptophyta, Magnoliopsida, Malvales, Malvaceae.
UUGUUCAAUGUAAUCAUCUCCCUUCAUUUGAUUGCAGGUUUCUACAUUUUUUCGUGUUUCAAUUCUCUUUUUGGGCACCCUCACGUCUCUUUUAAUAUCUCGCCAUCCAGAAUAGAAGGAUGGGGCUUUCUUUUGCUAAGUUGUUCAGUCGCCUGUUUGCCAAGAAAGAGAUGCGAAUUCUUAUGGUGGGUCUUGAUGCUGCUGGUAAGACCACCAUAUUGUACAAACUGAAGCUCGGAGAGAUCGUCACCACCAUUCCCACAAUUGGGUUUAAUGUGGAGACUGUUGAAUAUAAGAACAUUAGCUUCACUGUUUGGGAUGUUGGUGGUCAGGACAAGAUCCGACCUUUGUGGAGGCACUACUUCCAAAAUACCCAGGGGCUAAUCUUUGUUGUUGAUAGCAAUGAUCGUGAUCGUGUGGUCGAAGCCAGGGAUGAGCUUCACCGUAUGCUAAAUGAGGAUGAACUGAGGGAUGCUGUGCUGCUUGUAUUUGCAAACAAGCAAGAUCUACCAAAUGCUAUGAAUGCUGCUGAGAUUACUGAUAAACUUGGUCUUCAUUCCCUCCGUCAACGCCACUGGUAUAUCCAGAGUACAUGUGCUACCUCUGGCGAAGGGUUGUAUGAAGGGCUUGACUGGCUAUCCAACAACAUAGCUAGCAAGGCUUGAGAGGGUCGGUCGAUGAUCAGUGACAUUUACAACUGGGGCAGCAAUCUUUGCGGAAGUCGAAUUUGGAUAUGUAUAUUUUAUUUUUAUAGUGAUAUGUUCUGGUGUUGGGUUUUCCUUUGGCUUGUUAACUUUUACAAGAAAUGUACGAGGUUGUGUUAGAUAUGGGCAGUUUGAUUGCCUGUCUGCUUUGUAGAAGGAAUUUAUUGUUCUGAGUUUAACGAAUUCGUUGUUGACAUUUCAUAGUAAUAUGUUUUGAAUUUU